UUGUCAGUGUCCUAGUUAGCGUUAGCGAUGUUUUCUCUUUCGCUACAGCCGUAAUGGAUUAUUUUCGUCAGGUCGAGUAAAUAAAAGGAGGUUUGAGGAUUAAAGAAGGCCGUCAGUAUGUUCGGCCGGUCCAGGGGCUGGGUGGGAGGGCAGGGGAAGGUUAAAAACAUCCACUCUCUGGAUCAUCUGAAGUACAUGUAUCACGUCCUGACCAAGAACACGACUGUGACCGAUCACAACCGGAACCUUCUCGUCGAAACCAUUCGCUCCAUCACAGAGAUCCUCAUCUGGGGCGAUCAGAAUGACAGCUCGGUGUUUGACUUCUUCUUGGAGAAGAACAUGCUUGCGUUUUUCCUCAACAUCCUGCGGCAGAAGUCGGGUCGCUACGUCUGCGUGCAGCUCCUGCAGACGCUCAACAUCCUGUUCGAGAACAUAAGUCACGAGACGUCUCUCUACUACUUGUUGUCGAAUAACCACGUCAACUCCAUCAUCGUGCAUAAAUUUGACUUCUCCGACGAGGAGAUCAUGGCCUACUACAUUUCCUUUCUGAAGACGCUGUCACUGAAACUCAACAGCCACACCGUUCAUUUCUUUUACAACGAGCACACUAAUGAUUUUGCCCUGUACACGGAGGCCAUUAAGUUUUUCAACCAUCCAGAGAGCAUGGUCAGGAUCGCAGUCAGGACUAUCACACUCAAUGUGUAUAAAGUGGAUAACCAGCACAUGCUGCACUACAUCCGGGACAAAACGGCGGUGCCCUACUUCUCCAACCUGGUGUGGUUCAUCGGCAGCCACGUCAUCGAGCUGGACAAGUGUGUGCAGACGGACGAAGAGCACACGAACAAAGGGAAGCUGAGCGACCUGGUGGCAGAGCACCUGGAUCACCUGCACUACCUGAACGACAUCCUCAUCAUCAACUGCGAGUUCUUGAACGACGUUCUGACCGAUCACCUGCUGAACCGCCUGUUCCUGCCUCUCUACGUCUACUCGCUGGUCAGUCAGGAGCAGAGUGAAGAUCGCAAGAUUAACCCUCAGGUGUCGCUCUACCUGCUGUCUCAGGUGUUCCUCAUCAUACACUACCAGCCCCUGGUGAACUCUCUGGCUGACGUUAUUUUAAAUGGAGACCUGACUGUGUUCACACCCCAACCAGAACAGAACACGCACAAGACCUCAUCUGGUGCUGCAGUGCGACGCUUCACCAAGCCACCAGAGAGUCUGGAGCGCUCGCUGGAGAUGAGUCGGCAUCGAGGCAGGAAGAGGACGCAGAAGAGACCCAACUACAAGAACGUGGGGGAGGAGGACGAGGAGGAGAGGGGAACCGACGAAGGCCUGGACGAGGAGAAGGAGAAGGCUAAAGGUACAGAUGCUAGCUCAAAGGCCAGCAGGACGAGUGGGGACACAGAAGAGAUUGAGAUGGUGGUUAUGGAGAAGGGCAAAAUCUCAGACAUGUCCACACUAGCGGAGCAAAAUAUUACAGACGAGGAGAAAACGGCUGCAGCUGCUGCUGGAACAGAGGGAAAGAGAAGCAGGCCCUUCUUGGACAUGGUGUACAAUGCUCUUGACUGUGAGAAGGAAGACUACCAUGCCCUCUUUGUCCUCUGCCUCCUCUUCGCCUUGUCUCACAGCAAAGGUAUAAACUUAGAGCUGCUGGAGAAGUUUCAGCUGCCGGCUCCAGGUCAGGAGAGGAGCAGCUACAGCCAUGUUCUUGUGGAAAGACUGAUCAGGGUCAUGAACCAUGCUGCUCUCCCAGACGGGAGGGUGCGCCUGGCCACCCUGGAGCUGAGCUGUCUUCUCCUGAAGCAAUCAGUGCUGUCUGGCUCUCAGUGCAUCAUCAAGGAUGUUCAUCUGGCUUGUCUGGAGGGUGCCAGAGAAGAGAGUCUUCAUCUUCUACGACGGUUUUAUAAGGCAAAGGAGAUCUUUCUGGAUAUGUUUGAAGACGAGUACAGGAGCAUGACGAGUAAGCCUCUAAAUGUGGAGUAUCUCAUGAUGGAUGCGUCCAUACUCCUGCCCCCGACCGGGACGCCGCUGACCGGCAUCGACUUUGUGAAGCGGCUUCCGUGCGGUGACGUGGAGAAAACCCGCAGAGCCAUCCGUGUGUUCUUCAUGUUGAGGGCUCUGUCCCUACAGCUGCAGGGGGAACCGGAGACACAGCUGCCCCUGACGCGCCCCGAAGACCUCAUCAAGACCGACGACGUCCUCGACCUCAAUAACAGUGAUCUCAUCGCUUGCAUGGUGGUGAGUAAAGACGGCGUCCAGGCACAGAGGUUCCUGGCUGUGGAUGUUUAUCAGAUGAGUCUGGUGGAACCCGAGACCAAGCGCCUGGGCUGGGGGGUCGUCAAGUUCGCAGGUCUCCUGCAGGACAUGCAGGUGUCUGGUGUGGAGGAUGACAGCAGAGCGCUGAACAUCACCAUCCACAAACCCACAUCCAACCCUCACGCCAAACCCCUCCCCAUCCUGCAGGCCUCCUUCAUCUUCGCCGAUCACAUCCGCUGCAUCAUCGCCAAGCAGCGACUGGCUAAAGGACGCAUCCAGGCAAGAAGGAUGAAGAUGCAGAGGAUAGCGGCUCUCCUCGACCUUCCCGUCCAGCCUUCGUCUGAAGUGCUAGGGUUUGGUCAGUCCGCUUCUUCUUCUUCUUCCUCAUCCUCGUCCCAGCUGCCCUUUCGUUUCUACGACCAGGCACGGCGAGGGCCGUCGUUCGCCUCGGUAGAUAAAGUUCCAGGUUUCGCAGUGGCCCAGCAGCGCAGCUCCAGCAACACGGUUCAGACUGACGCCAACACCACCAGCAGUGUGUCUACACACAGCACUUCAGUGCCCCUGGCCCCGAGCCUGACCCCCGCCGCUCAGCCCACCAUCUCCCUGCUGUCAGAUACCAACACAGACUCGCUCAGCGUCGACUCGCUCACCCUCCUGCCCCCAGCCGACCCUCCCUGCCUCCGCCGCUUCAGCCGGGACGAGGCCGCACCCGCUGGCCCAGAUACUCGUACCGCACCUAACCUACAGGGCGCAGAAGACAGAAAGGACAUCUCAGCAUCAUUAGAAGAACACGGGUCUUAUACCAGAGAGAACGAUCGAGACGGUGAACCCCAUCAACCUGAUUCCGAACCAGCGAAAGUUUCUGAACCUGAUCUAACGUCAAGGUCAAGAGAGAAAGUCGAGAGUGAAGCGGAGGACAACCUGGAUCUGGAACAGGAGACUGAAAUAGACUGAGAUACUUUUGCUGUUUAUUUUUUUUUCUUUUCUUUUUGUUUGUUGAGAAACCAGCUGAACGUCAGAUUUCUGUUUGUUCUUCACAGCGGUGGCUUCCGUCACGUCACGUUUCGUGCCUCCUCUUUGUUUAAGAACAUUCUUGAACGUAUUUCUUUUCUCCACAACAGUAGGGUUAUUGAUCAUGUUUUUCAAAGCACAUCUUUGUUUCCGGUCUCAGCACCACAGUUUGUUUUAUUUUCUGUGCUAUGGUGCUGUGGGCAGGAGUGUGUUCUGAGUUAUGACUGCAUGAGUGAGUGGGAUCGGUCUGGAUAUGUGUGUGUGAGUCCUGUGAUUGAUUAUGUGACUGAAGUGAGAAAGAAGGAGAGGGAAGAGGAGAGUGGGUUUGUUUUUAUAAAUAUGUGGGCGAGGGGAUACCCGCUCUGUUUUAUCAGUCUUAACACUGAGGAAUGUACCAUGAGCUCUGGGUCUGUCUGUCUGUCCAGCGGUGCUCUCCUGGACACCUCUCUCACUUUGACUGAACACACAUUUGCACUUCAAGAGCCGCGAUUUUUUUUACUUUUUUUUUUUUUUUCCUUUCAGACUGUAAGUGGAAAUCCGGAGGUGAACACACCCUCCACGCGGUCAGGAGAAACUCCACAAAGUAAAUUUACUCACCUAUAAUGGUGUAUGCAACCACAACAAAUCCCACACUGUCUAAAUGUUCAAAUCUGGUUCUGCAUCAUCACACUCGAGUCUUAGCGCUCAUCUCGAACCUCUGUUUCACAGUUUGUUUUAUCGCUUCACCUACUACAACCAAGUCAUAAAGGAUUUUGUGUUCGAUCCGACGAGCCGUGUGUGAUUUCGAGCGAGGAAAACGUACGUACUCCCAAAACCCAACAUGCAGCCUGCUGAAGUUUAAAUUAAAAAUGUCAUCGAUAAGAAAAAGACAAACCAAGAGAUGAACAGUCACUUUGAUGAAAACAUUAAAAGAGUCCAGAUUUUAAAAACACAGCUUGUUUAUUAUUUUCAUCUUUUAUUAUUCAUGCCACAGAUUAGCUAAGAGGUGAAAUGUUAAACCCCCCUGACAGCUUCUUCGUGUUCAGAAGGAAAUAAAAUGAUCAAUAAUUCAAACACCUCAAAACAAGCAAAUGGGGGGGAAAAAAAUUCAGGUUAUAAACUUAAUAAAAAAAAAAAAAAGUAAAGUUUCAUAGUUUUGCUUUGAUUAUCAUAUUUUUGUCUGAUUUAUUGGUUAAUGUUUGUUAUUUUGUCUCAUGUUUAUCUCUGUAUAUUAUUCAGGCUCCAAGGGCAUGAAUAUUAAUUAAGCAGUGCACACAGCAGGCUUGUGAUUGGCUGAAGAGAGAGCAUCUCAUUUACACACAGAUCCCUACGCAGGUAGACAGAUGAGAUGUUAGCAACAAAAAGAUCAUCAAAAUGAGUUUUAUUAUUAUUAUUAUUAUUAUUAUUAUUAUUACACGUUUGUCUGUUUAUAUAAAACACAAUCUGUUCAUUUAUUGCUCCAGAUUCCACGUACAGAACUGUCUGUGUGGGCCGAGCAUACGUUCACUCGCUUGCACUCUCUCCCGUCAAUCACAGGGACGCACCCUGGAUAAGUGCUGGAAAAAAAUGGGGGACGUUUAUCAACACGUGCAUUUUUAGCAGCUUGUGACACUUUAGUGCUCAGAAGUGUUUUUCUCCUAACCGCAAUAACUCGUUUUAGAGAGGACGAAGCAGAAAUGUCCGAUUUUGUACAGCCGUGAUUAACGACUUGCUCUUUGCUACCUUUAAUAAGAAGUUUCCUUUUUUCUGUACAGAAUGUUUUUCAGUGUCGCUAACGACAUCGUUACGUUGCAGCGAGAUGAUGACGAUCACAUGAAAUCCUUUGUUCUCAUGAGAAGAUGGACACAUUUCAGCUUUGAUCUGCAAUAACGGUAAACUAUUAAAAAAGAGAAAAAAAACGCACAAACUAAUUUAUUUUAUUUUAAGUGAGCACAAAAACUGCUGUUUGGAUUUUUAUCAUUCUUAAUAAAGCAGCAAAUAGACAAGAGGGAGAAAAUGUUCGGUUCUCGGAUCGAUGUUUUGUUUUUUAUUUAAAUUCUUUUUCGAAGGUGACCUUUAAAGCAAUACAGUAAAUGUGUGCAGUAUUUUCACUGUAUAUAAAUGUCAUGUCCAUCAUGAAGAAAAACGAAACAAGCAACAACAAAAAAAAAAAAAAACAGUAUCAAAUGAUUUUGAUGGUUUUUUCACCGUCAAGUUGCAGUCGGCUUUUUAAUCUCUUACGAUUGCUUUACUGAAGGAUAUAAAUAACGACAUGCAAUAAAUUAUUCUGUAUAUAAACGG
Messenger RNA from Tachysurus vachellii, 5523 nucleotides. It is a transcript of the gene clec16a, whose product is annotated as C-type lectin domain containing 16A. Lineage: Eukaryota; Metazoa; Chordata; Actinopteri; Siluriformes; Bagridae. The transcript is spliced from 23 exons. Gene Ontology annotation, cellular component: late endosome; endolysosome membrane. The record is from RefSeq and is a predicted model, not a curated record. Gene Ontology annotation, biological process: endosomal transport; endosome to lysosome transport; regulation of autophagosome maturation. Bases 118 to 3207 code for a protein of 1029 amino acids.